GGAAUGUAGGUGAUACAAGAGGUAAAACCUGGCAACCCAGAUCAAAUUAGUUCAGCUAGAUAACGGCUGUAUACCAGCUAAGCUCCGUGUUCGUUUGCACAAUCAACAAAACAGCCGUGUUACAUAAACAGCUUCAGGAUUAUGUCGGGAAGUGACAAUGACUCUGUUGACUUGACCAGAACAGGCUCCCCAGUUCAUCACAGAAAAAAACACAGCAUGGAGUCCUCCAGAUCUCCCAGAAGCUCCAAACACCACCAUUCACGGUCAAGGUCACGCUCCAGGGAACGAAAACGCGACAGAAAAUACAGACGGAGUCGCACCAGGAGUAAAGAGGCUCGAAAGAGGGACUCUGAGAAGCCAUCAAAAUCACACAGAAAAACAGAGGAGCAGCAAGAGCCAGAGAGACUUUCAGCAGAGAGUGGAGAGGAGAGAUCCAGACGCAAAGACAGGAGGCCCUCCAAGGGCCGGAGCAUGUCCAGGUCACACUCACGAGAAAGGCGACCUCACAGUAAAAGUAAGGACAAACGACGAUCACGUAGCCGGGACAAGAAGAAGAAGGCCAGGUCUCGCUCGGGUUCAAGGACCAAACACCGUCAUCAUAGCAGAAGUCGCAGUAAGAGCAGGGAGCGAAAGAAAAAGAGUGAAAAAGUGCGCAGAAAGAGUCGAAGCAGGUCUGUUAAUCCACCUGCCUUCCGGGGCCGAAACGCAGCUAUGGAUGCACAAGAGGCCCUGGCCAGAAGGCUGGAGAGAGCCAAGAAACUACAGGAGCAGAAGGAGAAGGAAAUGUUGGAGCAGCAACAGCAGGAGAUAGCUGCAGUGGCUGCCCCUAUCACAUCAGCAGCUGCUGCAGCGGUCCCCUCAAACCCUGCCCUCAAUGUGGCGGCCCUCCUGGCCUCUGGGACCCAGGUCACGCCCCAGAUAGCCAUGGCAGCGCAGAUGGCAGCCCUUCAAGCAAAAACACUGGCAGAGACUGGAAUUGCUGUGCCCAGCUACUACAACCCAUCUGCUGUAAACCCCAUGAAGUUUGCAGAGCAGGAGAAAAAGAGGAAGAUGCUAUGGCAGGGAAAGAAGGAGGGGGACAAGUCCCAGACAGCUGAGCUGUGGGAAAAGCUCAACUUUGGAAACAAGAACCAAAAUGUUAAAUUCCGUAAACUAAUGGGUAUUAAAGAUGAGGAAGAAGUCGAAGCCGCCAAACCGCUCAACGAGGAUGGCUUGAAGACUCUUCAAAAGCAGGAGGAGAUGUUCAGAAACCUUGACGUUCAGUAUGAGAUGGCUCGGUCUCAGACACACACCCAGAGGGGAAUGGGCCUCGGCUUCUCCUCCUCAUUCUCACGUGGAAUGGAUUCUAUCUAGUGCCAGACAUUGGCAGUCUUUGCCACUCAUGUGAUCAUAUAGGACCACCAAUUCAUCGCUAGCCCUCAAGCUUGCAUGGAUGUUGCUCUGAAUCUGUAAUUUAUUUAUAGACAAACAUCUCGCAUAUUGGAACAUUAUAAUGUAAAUAGCCAGAUGCUGAGUUUGUCUGUGUUUAUUAAUCUGUACUGUAAUCUUUGCAAAAGGAUGCAUCAGUUUGACUAGUUGAUACUGGUUAAAGUUAAAUAUGUUAUUUGUUUGAAUAAUGUGGUAGUUUUUUUUUUUUUUUUUUUUACUCAAAUAUUUGUGAUUGUUUGGACAUUAACUGAAUAUAAUGUGGUUCAAGUAAACAUUGUUUACAUCCAUUUAGCGAAAAGGCAUCUGAAGUCAAUGUAGCAUUACCAGAAUCCCACAUUAAUUUCUCCUGAUUGGGAAAAACAAAACAGUGGGUUGUAAUGCAUAUUGUCUUCAGGAUUGUGCCCGAAAGGAGAAAUCACAUAUUUCAUAUGUUCAGAAAUAAAUUAGUUUUGUGUUGAAUAUGUUU
Messenger RNA from Cottoperca gobio, 1894 nucleotides. It is a transcript of the gene rsrc2, whose product is annotated as arginine/serine-rich coiled-coil 2. The transcript is spliced from 10 exons. The coding region runs from base 142 to 1353 and encodes 403 amino acids. The record is from RefSeq and is a predicted model, not a curated record. NCBI's taxonomy places the organism in Eukaryota, Metazoa, Chordata, Actinopteri, Perciformes, Bovichtidae.